AUGCCUGAACCUACUGAACCGAAGAAAUCGACACCGACGCUUGCAGAAUAUGAAGCCGCCAAAGCGCUUCUUGCAAGUUACGAAGCAAAAGGAAACGAAUUGUCCGAACAACUGAAAGAAGAUGAGGCAGAAGUUUAUUACGCUGAAACAAUUUACCUCGAAGAAACUAAUCAUAUGGGGAAUUUAGUAAAAGGGUUUGACAGCUUUUUGCGCAGUUCUUCUGAUCGAAAACGUAAGUCUGAAGUUCCUGAUUCUGAUCGAUUGUUUUCUAGAUCAAGUAUAUACAUGCAAAAGAAAUUACGAUACGCUUCAUUAUUCUUAAAACCGGCCAAAAGUGAAAAAUCAGAUGAUCCAAUGUCAUCCAGUUCUGACGAAGACGAUUCAUCAACAGUCACAGAUUCCUAUAAUAGUAGCUCCCCACAACGUAAAAAAAAGGAACAGAGAAAGAAAUACAUUCACGAGUCGGAUGACGAAGAGUUGGAUGUAAAUGGGAAUUAG
Molecule: messenger RNA, 498 nt
Organism: Ambispora gerdemannii
Lineage: Eukaryota; Fungi; Glomeromycota; Glomeromycetes; Archaeosporales; Ambisporaceae
Source: the annotation of a GenBank genome assembly